AUGAGUUUGAGUUUAGUCUUCAAUUAUAUUGUUCCUGAACCUCAAGAGAGAUUGUGCUCUCAAUGCGGAUUUGAUUCAGUAUUAAGUCAAGUCGUUUGUGUUUGUGGCAAUAAACCUUGUCCUUUUCCUUUCAGUCUACCUCCUCAAGCGAAUAAUGAUAACUCUAAUUUGGGGAGGAAUAUCGGCCUUCCCAUAGGUGGUGCAGUUCUUGCUGGUAUUGGUUUGAGAUGGUUGAUUUUCUACUGCAGGCAGAAGAGGAAGCUGACUGCAUCUACUCCAACCGCGAGCAAGGAUGACUUGACGCUUCUUUCCAUCAAGGAACCGUCUACGCCUUCUUCAACCAAAUUCACUAAAAGCAUCCCUUCAUAUCCACCUUCCAAAUCUAAUAUUGGUAGGGACAACUCGUAUUUUGGGGUGCAGGUAUUCAAUUACUCAGAAUUUGUAGUAGCAACCAAUAACUUUGAUCCGUCUAAAGAACUCGGUGAUGGUGGCUUUGGUACUUAUAUUAUGGGCGUGCUCUCUGAUGGUCGUGUUGUUGCUGUGAAACGUUUGUACGAGAACAAUUUCAAGCGUGUGGAGCAGUUCAUGAAUGAGGUUGAGAUCCUAACUCAAGUAAGACAUGUAAACCUUGUGGCUCUGUUUGGGUGCACAUCCAAGCGAAGUCGAGAAUUGUUGCUUGUUUACGAGUACAUUCCGAAUGGAACGGUAGCUGAUCACCUCCAUGCAAAUCGUUCUGCAUCUGGGUUGCUAUCUUGGCCUGUUCGGCUGAAUAUCGCCAUUGAAACCGCUGAGGCGCUUGCAUAUCUCCAUAAAUCGGAUAUCAUACAUCGGGAUGUCAAAACCAAUAACAUACUACUAGACAACGAUUUCCAUGUAAAAGUGGCUGAUUUCGGGCUGUCUAGAUUGUUCCAAAUAGAUGCUACUCAUGUCUCAACGGCUCCACAGGGGACUCCGGGCUAUGUUGAUCCGGAGUAUUGCCAGUGCUACCAGCUCACGGAAAAGAGCGAUGUAUACAGCUUUGGAGUGGUCUUGAUCGAGUUCAUAUCGUCCCUGCAUUCCGUGGACACCAACAGGCACCGCCACAACAUCAAUUUAGCCAACAUGGCCGUCAACAAGAUCCAAAAUCAUAUGCUGCACGAGUUGGUUGAUUCGACUCUUGGCUUUGAGACGAACACUACUGGGAGACGGAUGGCCACAUUAGUCGCGGAACUGGCUUUGCAGCAGGAGAAGGAUAUGAGACCCUCCAUGGAAGAAGUUUUGGAAGCUUUGAAAGGCAUCAAGAAUGAAGACUUGAAUGCUCACAAGGUUGAAAUUGUUGACAUUUUGGUAGAUGAUGAGACUGGGCCGCUCAAGAGCAGCGUUGCACCGCCCUCGCCGGACUCUGUUGCGGCUAGCGGCUCAACGCCCAAUUCUGGUGGGUGAGCUCACUUCUAGCUUUGAUGUUUUGUUUCUUACACAUAUAUUUGUUUCCUUUCAUGUUUAUGUCUAGCUAUACAUAGAGCGACAUGACUUUGAUAACAAGCUUUAGAGGAAUGUAUAUAGAGUAAAUGGACUGUGUGAA
Salvia splendens (bonfire salvia) is the source of this 1561-nucleotide messenger RNA. RefSeq names its product LEAF RUST 10 DISEASE-RESISTANCE LOCUS RECEPTOR-LIKE PROTEIN KINASE-like 1.4. NCBI's taxonomy places the organism in Eukaryota, Viridiplantae, Streptophyta, Magnoliopsida, Lamiales, Lamiaceae. The coding region runs from base 1 to 1422 and encodes 473 amino acids. Gene Ontology annotation, molecular function: protein kinase activity; ATP binding. The transcript is spliced from 5 exons. Gene Ontology annotation, biological process: protein phosphorylation. The record is from RefSeq and is a predicted model, not a curated record.